UUGCACGCAUGUUUUUAGAACUUGCCUUUCAACUUAACGUCGGUUAACUGAAAAACGGCUUCGGUAACUUUCCUAACUCCACCUGUUUACGUACACAUUUUGCACUGUAUCUCAGCAAUUCGCCUUGAAGCGGCACAGGAAUUGUUGACGUGGAAGUAAAUCCUCAGGUAUUCUAUACCACGGUACUAGAUAUAGGUCAGUUGUCAGCUUCACUUCCAGCCGCUGUAACUGCAGAGGCUGUUUGGGUUCCAGAGCCGAGCUAGGCGUGUUUACGGAGAGAAGUAUUCCGUAUCUGCCUGGCACCAACCCCGUCCAUCAUCUGUCGUUACUCACUCAGUGACACACAUGGAUUGCAUUGGCGACCGAGGCACUGAGGUGCAGGAAUUCUAUCGGGGUGCCAACGUGCUGAUCACUGGUGGGACUGGCUUCAUGGGCAAAGUGCUGAUGGAGAAACUGCUCCGGUCCUGUCCACAUCUCAACACUAUCUAUGUGCUGAUCCGUAGCAAGAAGGGCAAAGACCCCGAAACUCGUCUUGAGGAUAUAUUCAGCGAUCCGUUGUUCGAUAAAAUGAAAGACAACGAGCCGAAGCUUCGUCAUAAGGUGGUAGCCAUAUCUGGGGACUGUAACCUGCAGGGUAUGGGGCUCAAAUCCUUGGACCGGAGCCUGCUUAUGGAGGACGUGACCCAUAUAUUCCACGUAGCCGCCACUGUGCGUUUCGAUGAGGCUAUGCGCCUUGCCGUCGGCAUCAAUGUUAUGGGCACACACAACGUACUGGAGCUCGCCAAGGAAAUGUCGAAACUGAAGGUCGUGAUCCAUGUUUCGACAGCGUACUGCAACUGUCAUCUUCAGGAGAUUGAGGAGAAGCUCUACACCUAUUCAUUCACACACCAAAAAGUAUCCGCUAUUGCGGAUAGCGUGAGCGAUAAAGUAAUGGAAGUGAUUACCCCAUAUAUGCUGGAAGAGUGGCCUAACACUUACGCCUUCACGAAAGCCGUGGCAGAAGAUUUAGUUAGAGAUGAAGGAGUUGGUCUCCCCAUCGGCGUCUUCAGACCAGCUAUAGUUGUGGCCACGCGCGACGAGCCUGUCUGCGGAUGGAUUGACAAUUUAUACGGGCCUACCGGUGUGUUCGUUGGGGCCGGAACUGGUUUAAUCAGGACAGUGCACAUUGAUGGAGACAAGGUUGCCAACAUAGUUCCUGUUGACAUGGCCGUCAAUGCUCUAAUAGUGUCGGCGUGGGAAGUUGCCAACAAGCCCAGGGCCCAGAGUGGUGAUGAGAUCCCUGUGUACAACUAUGUGUCUUCGGUGCAAAGGCCGCUCACCUGGGAGCAGUUCAUGGAGAAGAGCUCGCGUCAUGGGAAGAAGGUGCCACCUAUGCGAGGCGUCUGGUGCUAUUCGUUGACACUGAAUAAGCAUCGCUCCUUGCACUUACUGUAUACAUUCCUGCUGCAUGUGCUGCCGGCCAUCAUCGUAGACGGUUUUGCAGCGCUCCUGGGAAAACGGCCCAAGUUACUGAAGAUCUACAAGAAGAUCAAUAAGUUCAUCAACGUUAUAUCCUAUUUCGGUACCCGAGAGUGGAAAUUCACGAACAAAAAUGUUCAAGCUUUGUGGGAGAGGCUGAAUGAAGAGGACAGGAAAAUGUUCGACUUUGAUAUCGGAGGGCUCGACUGGGAGAAAUAUUUCUACAGUUAUGGACGAGGAGUCAGGGUAUACCUGUUGAAGGACGAACUCGCCACAGUUCCACAGGCCAAGGCAAAGUAUAAAAGGUUAGUCUUGAUGCACCAAGGGGUGAAGCUUCUGGUGCUGAUCCUUGUGUUGAGGUUGCUGUGGACGAUAUGGAGCCUCUUGUCAUAGAAGCGACAAUUCCUAAUCUCCAGCUGCGUGAAGCAACACAAGGACGUGUACAAAGCGUGAACUUUCACAACGACAAAGAGCACUUUACCUCUUGCCUCUGAGUUCACGUUAAAUAUGCUUAUGUGUGUGACGUUUUUAUGGGCCAUACCAGCCUUGUUGUUUCCAUAAGACAAGAGCAUAAAUGUGCACUGUUUUGGACAACAUAUAUUUCUCCACGUUUGUUGUUUUCAGUUCCGUCCCUUUUAUUCGUCUUGGUGUUCAUUAUUGCAUAUAUAAUAGUUCAUUGCUGACACAGCCAAUUUCCAAUAUGGAGGAAAAGCUGAAAUAUUUGUGUCAGCAUAGCACCCUGCGGUGUGCAGCAAAGUUACUUCGUUACACUGGCGAUGGAACCAAAGAGAAAGGGGAAGCAUGACAUCACAGAUUACGUCAGACACGAACUAAGAGUUUAGGAAAUAAUAAAUACCAUAAAAUUUGGCAUUUUGUUACUUCCUCGCAUUGUCAUCUCCUACUUCCAUUGUCUUUGAACAAAAAUGAAAGCAUGAAACUUGUGCCCUCUCGUAAAUAUUUAUUUGUCAUAUAUAAUUGCAUACAUUUCAGGAAAUAGUUUUAAGAAGGCGGCGAGAAUGAAACAGCAUCCCUUAGAAUAGCGUCCAAAAAAAAAAAGCCACGAACGAUCGUUUCUAACAAUAAAGCCGCUCUGCCAGCAUCCGCAACACAUUUUUUUUCUUUUCAUCGUGUUGAAAUGAACGCAAAUUAAUUAAAUCCUGACAGGGAAUUCCGCAAAUGUUCUUCGUCUGGCUGAAAUUGUGAAUUAUUUGAAGCAUCUAAAGACGCGUACGGCCAUUCAACGUCGUCAUAAUGAUGGGAAAUGUAAAUAUUUUCCGAUCAGAAUUUCGGAAGAUGUGAAAAUUACACAAUUUCUGAUUACAAUAUUUUGCCAUACAAUAUAAAAGUUUGGUUUUACGAACUAGGAACGGAUGAAGAAAGCAGUCUUCUGGGAUGUGGAGCCGUGUAGAUAUUGUGUUAACCGACGUUUCGGAGGAACGUAUCGCCUCAAUCUUCAGGCUAGAAGAAAAGAGAAGAAAGUCCUCGAGCGAGGAACUAGCUCGCACUGACAAUGUGAAAAAGUGUUCAGUAUUGUCACGUACUCUGGUAACGCGAGUAAUUAAUGGGUUCUCUGGAUUGAUGAAUCGAUUUAUUGGAUAUUCACCAGUCGGAUCUAGAAAUAUUUAUAACACUUCAAAAGGUUACUGGAACAAUGACACACGAAGUCUUCAACACUUCCAGCUUUAGACGCUCCUUGUACGAAUUCUGUGAGCAGAUCUGUACCCAAUCUACUCAUCUACUCUCUUCUGUCUCUUAUUCGGACUGGGCUACUACUCGGUAGGACUCUCUAGUAUCUAAUCUCUUCUCUUCUGUAUUCUCUUUCUGGUCAGUUCUCUCGACCUAAGCUGGCUUCAUGCCGAUUGGAUAUGAAACACUCCAUGCAAAGGUACACUUCUUCGUUUUUGCUAUUGCCAUCGAAAUGUGUUUUCAUUGCCGCGUGAACAAUCUUUACUUAGCCGUUGUAACAGAAACGUUUCAGUACGUGUUGCCUUUGAAUCGAUGUCUCUGUCACAGCCUCUGAGACGUGUUUCAACAAGCCGUUACCUAGCAAUGGACUAUUUAUCAAGAAUUUGCCUUAACGGGAAGUCAUUUACCAACACGUUGCACAGCAAUGGGUGUAUAUUUAACAAUAUUUUGUGCAACUAUAGAAAUUUCCCUUCUAAUUUUUAGGACUGCAAUUAAUAAAUUUAUGUGGCUCACGGUUAGGCCUACAAGUAUGCGUACACACAUGAGGACGGUUGCCGCCAAAUGAUGAAGAGACAAAUCAGUCAGACAAGAAUUCCGGCCUUUAGGUCUACAUUACGAGAUGGGUGAUGGUUUCUGCUGAAAUUCAAACACUUCAACUUUUGUUGUAAAUAUUUAUGAAAAGGCGUUUGUGUAUAGAAGUUACCUGAGAUUUUCAAUAAACGUUUACUAUCAAAAUGUGUACUUAGAUUUUUGCACGUUUUAUUUUACUUCUUGAUUACUUAACGAAAAGCCUCUCAUACUUUGUUAUUCCUGUCUAAAUAUUAUUAUAA
This is a messenger RNA of Cryptotermes secundus, 3974 nucleotides long. Its product is annotated as fatty acyl-CoA reductase wat. The transcript is spliced from 9 exons. Lineage: Eukaryota; Metazoa; Arthropoda; Insecta; Blattodea; Kalotermitidae. The record is from RefSeq and is a predicted model, not a curated record. The coding region runs from base 346 to 1851 and encodes 501 amino acids. Gene Ontology annotation, molecular function: alcohol-forming very long-chain fatty acyl-CoA reductase (NADP+) activity. Gene Ontology annotation, biological process: long-chain fatty-acyl-CoA metabolic process. Gene Ontology annotation, cellular component: peroxisome.